AUGACUCCCAGAGAAAGAGAACUUCAUGACGUGGUCGUAUCCGGAAACGGAUACCUACAGACACAGCAACUGACAGAAGAAGCCAAACUACCAUUACGCGCUACUACUGAAUCAGCUGGCCUUGACUUAUACGCCACUGAUCGCAUAAUCAUACCACCACAUUCUCGUGCACUAGUGUCCACAGGACUCAAAAUUAAACCUCCACCAGGAACAUACUCUCGAAUUGCUUCAAGGAGCAGUAUGGCACUUAAGGGAAUAGAUGCCCAAGCCAGGGUAAUAGACUGUGACUACCGAGGAGAGGUUAAAGUAAUACUCUCCAACGCAACCGAUCUUCCCUAUACGGUCAAUAUUUCUGACCAAAUUGCUCAGCUUAUUGUUGAGCGCAUACUAUUACCUGCUUAUAUAACAGCACGACGCAAUGCAGCAUGUAUUCGUGCCCAGGGUGGUUUUGGUUCAACAGGCAGAUGA
This is a messenger RNA of Laetiporus sulphureus 93-53, 468 nucleotides long. Its product is annotated as dUTP diphosphatase. The record is from RefSeq and is a predicted model, not a curated record. Gene Ontology annotation, biological process: dUMP biosynthetic process; dUTP catabolic process. The transcript has 2 exons. Gene Ontology annotation, molecular function: magnesium ion binding; dUTP diphosphatase activity. NCBI's taxonomy places the organism in Eukaryota, Fungi, Basidiomycota, Agaricomycetes, Polyporales, Laetiporaceae. Bases 1 to 468 code for a protein of 155 amino acids.